Cadophora gregata is the source of this 1503-nucleotide messenger RNA. RefSeq lists its product as uncharacterized. Bases 307 to 1503 code for a protein of 398 amino acids. The record is from RefSeq and is a predicted model, not a curated record. Lineage: Eukaryota; Fungi; Ascomycota; Leotiomycetes; Helotiales; Ploettnerulaceae. The transcript has a single exon.
AGCGAGAGAUCGUACUUAUUUCCUUUUUUGGUACCAAAACCGGGAGACACCGUAUUAAUUGCUUUUCUCGGUGUAGUAACAAGUUUGGCAUUUCAUAUAAUAUUGAUGUCCAACGAACCCCGCUAUUGUUGCCUUCGAUUCUCAGGAUAUUAUUCUUCCUCAUCGCAUCUCAUCAAGUACGGAACAUAAUCUAAAAAUCUUUGUUACCCUCCAAGUUCCACAGCACCAGACCACAAUCUUUACUACCGCAUCCCUUCAAAAUUCCUUCCUUACCCACGACAACGACCUUUUCCAUCAUCAGCAACCAUGGCCGCCGAAGUUCAAGGAACAUGCGACCCCAAAUUCUCCACCGUCCGCACCCUCCUCCAAGACGCCCUCACCUCCGGAUCCGAACUCGGCCUCUCCUUCACCCUCAACAUCCACGGCAAAACCCUCAUCGACCUCCACGGCGGCCAAACCUCCCCCAACAAAUCCAAAUCCCAACCCUGGACCUCCCAUACCCUCUCCCCCGUCUUCUCGUCCACCAAAAACAUCGUCUCCCUCUCCCUCCUCCACCUCGCCUCCAGCGGUAAAAUCUCCCUCGACGACAAAGUCUCCAAACACUGGCCCGAAUUCGCAUCCCACGGAAAAGAGAAUGUGAAGAUUAAAUCCCUGAUCAGCCAUACGAGCGGUGUCCCAGGCUGGGUGGACGACAUGACGCUUGAGGAUAUAUGUGACACGCCUACCGCGACGGCGAAACUAGCUAAUCAGAAACCAUCCUGGGAUCUUGACAACGGCGCGAAGAGCGGGUAUCACUGCUGGUCGCACGGCCAUCUCGCUGGAGAAAUAAUCCGCCGCGUCACAGGACUCUCUCUCAAGGAGUACAUCGCGCAAGAGAUUGCCGCUAAGAGAGGAAAUGCGGAUUUCCAAAUCGGUUGUAAGGAGGAGGAUUGGGACAGGAUUGCGGAAUUGGUGCCUCCUCCCGUGUUUACUAGUACGGAGUGGAAAGUCCCUGAGAAGGGGAGUGUCGGUUUCAUGAUAAUGAAUCCUCUUGCCAGUGCGGAAAUGGCGAAUAGCGAGACUUGGAGGAGGGGCGAGGUUGGUGCUGUGAAUGGGUUUACGAAUGCAAGGGGACUCGUGGAUGUCCUUUCUGCUGUCACACUUGCUUCUUCUCCUGACGAGGAUCCUUUGCCGUCUUUACUCAGCCCUGAGAUCAGAGAUCGGAUUUUCGAGGAGCAGUUUAAAGGUGUAGAUCUUUUGCUUAAUAUUCCGGUUCGGUUUGGGAUUGGCUUCGCGCUGAGAGGUGCGGAUGUGCAGUGGGAUGCGAGUGUGGAGAGGGUUGUUCCCGAGGGGAGAGUGGCGUAUUGGGGAGGUUGGGGUGGGAGUAUGGUUGUUAUGGAUGUGGAGAGGGGAGUUACGUGUGCGUUUGUGGGGAAUAAGAUGACGAAUGAGGGAGUGGGGUGGGUGCCGUUUGUGAGGGAGGUUUAUAGGAUUUUGGGAGAAGGGGAUGGAGAUGUGAAGUGA